Salvelinus sp. IW2-2015 is the source of this 1453-nucleotide messenger RNA. Lineage: Eukaryota; Metazoa; Chordata; Actinopteri; Salmoniformes; Salmonidae. The record is from RefSeq and is a predicted model, not a curated record.
UGGCUGUGCAUCACAGCUGAGUGUCUCUACCUCAUCCUGCUGUUCACGGGUGGUGUACUCAUGUGGUUAGAGCUGUGUCCUUGCCUCAGCGUCAUGAACAAGCUGAAGCUCAACGCCUUUGCUGCCAUGUUCACCGCCCUGUCAGGCCUUUUGGGGAUGGUUGCCCACAUGAUGUUCACCACGGCCUUUCAGCUGGCUGUGGCUAUGGGUCCGGAGGACUGGAGGCCCAAGACCUGGGACUACAGCUGGUCCUACAUCUUAGCAUGGGGCUCCUUUGCCACCUGCAUGGCUUCUGCGGUGACAGCACUGAACAGGUACACCAAGACCAUCGUAGAGUUCAAGUACAAGCGGCGGAACAUUGAGAAGAACCUGAGGAUCAAGCAGAAGCUGCUGGAGAUGGACCUGCCAGAGCAGAUGUGSGACAUGUACCUGACGGCUGUGCCUGCAAGGGGAGAAGGAAAUGCUGGGCCUCUGGACCUCCCUGUCAAUGGGCACAAACCCUCCACUGGAGCAGCCUAUGUAAUGGGCCUGGACAGCAUGACAGAACCACAGGGAGAGGCCUACUGCUAAGACAGUGGUCACCAACCCUGGGCUUGCAGGGCCCCAUUCCAAUCCUGUUAGGAUGUACCUUCCAUCCUCCCUUCAUUGAGGUUAUGACUGCUCCAACAUGAUUGGAUAGGUUCCAAUUCAAAACACAAAGGGGAGGAAGAAAGGAUACAUUUUCACAGUAUCAGAACAGGGCCUACGAGAUCUAUAAGGCUUUACAGGACCAGGCUUGGUGACCUCUUCAUUAAAAUGACCAUAAAUUGGCUCUCAUAUACAGGAUCCCAAACUCACUGGACUAUAUAGGGCAUAAUGGAUCCCAUUGAGAAGAUCAUUACUAAUAUUAUGGCUAAAGGAACAUGGAGCUGACUGAAUAAACAACACUUGUCCUCAACCUCCUCCUGUAUGUUUCUAGAGCCAAGGCCAUGACUAUUCUUAUCAUUACUGUUAUUCUGGAGCAGAUGGUGAAGCUGUUUUUACAAGCUAUGAUAGUAGUUUUGUUGCCACAUUCGGCAUGGGGCUGCAAAUAUCAGCCAAGUCUAGUUUCCAUAUGGAUGCUUGGUGUACAGAUGGCUAUUUCCAACACGUACAGUAGGUUACAACAUGGUGCUUAUGUUUAUAUGUGCUGUAUGUAAGUUUGUGUUUGAGAGAAAGUUGGAUCUUAAUAUUUGCUUCAGAAUGUAAUGAAGAAAAAGGCAGCARCCAUAAACAUACACAGGAAAUGUAUUGAGCACAAACUUUGUCAGAAAUMAAGGACAAUWCYGACUGUGAAUCUGUCUAUGAUUCUUGGUAAUAUUGAGGAAAUGGGUUUAAAUGCCCCUCAUAACUAGGGAAUAUUUAAAUGAAAACCAACUGCAAACAACUACAGACUGAAUGGAUCAAUGCAGCUGCCUUGAAUUGUCUUGGAUUU